This is a messenger RNA of Morone saxatilis (striped sea-bass), 3946 nucleotides long. It is a transcript of the gene lrrc8da, whose product is annotated as leucine rich repeat containing 8 VRAC subunit Da. The record is from RefSeq and is a predicted model, not a curated record. Lineage: Eukaryota; Metazoa; Chordata; Actinopteri; Moronidae. The transcript has 2 exons. Bases 305 to 2866 code for a protein of 853 amino acids. Gene Ontology annotation, molecular function: protein binding.
GCUCCAUAUUGGAUCUGCCUUUUCUUAGAAAUACAUUGCAUUGGAGGUCUCUCUGCGCAUACUGUCUAACGCUCAGCCCCCGGCAGCCGGCUCUGCUCCCCGGGCUCAGGUAUGAGGGACGCAGCCGACACACCGCGCUGUCACCAACAAAUGUUCCUGAGAGCUUUGUUUUACACACCGGCGUCAUUCCCACUGCUUUUAACGGGGCCGAGAAAUUAGGUUAGAGGCGCACCUGAGGAACGGAGUGAAAAGUGGCAUGCAGGCUGAGAAAGAAAUAAUUGGAUUGAGAUAACGCCAUACAGACAUGAUGUUCACACUCACUGAGGUUGCGUCCUUGAACGACAUCCAGCCGACGUACCGCAUCCUAAAGCCAUGGUGGGAUGUCUUCAUGGACUACCUGGGGCUGGUCAUGCUCAUGCUGGCCAUAUUCGCCAUGACCAUGCAGAUCACCAAGGACCAGGUGGCCUGUCUUCCGUGUCUGGAGGAGACGGAGGAGAGCUCAGGAGCCAAAACUAACUCGUUCCCCCAGCAGACCACACAGGCAGCUGCCUCAUCAGCAGCCACCGAGACCCCCGUCGUAUCCUCCACCCCCCUAGUCACUAAGGACUUACCGGACGAAGCUGUCCAUGAGAUACACGUCACACACCAACACACAUCUGUGGCAGAGAAAUAUGCCAAUCAACCUCAACCAACAGGGGUAAAAACCAACCUGGACUAUCAACAAUAUAUCUUCAUCAACCAAAUAUGUUACCAUGUUGCCUUGCCCUGGUAUUCCAAGUACUUUCCAUACCUCACCCUCAUCCACACCCUUGUUCUCAUGGUCAGUAGCAAUUUCUGGUUCAAAUACCCCAAAACGAGCUCAAAGAUUGAGCAUUUUGUUUCUAUUCUGGGUAGAUGUUUUGAGUCUCCCUGGACGACAAAGGCUUUAUCUGAAACGGCUUGUGAGGACUCGGAGGAGAACAAACAGAGGUUGACCGGCACCUCCUCAGCACCAAAGCAGGUGUCUUUAGAGGGCAAGGAUGAUGGCACAAAUGUCAACUCAUCCACACCCAUGCUCGGGGUGAAGUUCUCUGCGGAUAAGCCCAUCGCAGAGGUGCCAAGUAGUAUGACAAUCCUGGACAAAAAAGACGGGGAGCAGGCUAAAGCCCUGUUUGAGAAAGUAAGAAAAUUCCGAGCUCAUGUGGAGGACAGUGACUUCAUCUAUAAGCUUUAUGUAGCACAGACGAUUGUCAAAACGGUCAAGUUUAUUUUGAUAUUAUCCUACACUUCAACCUUUUUUGCUAAAAUUGAUUUUAAGCAUAAUUGCGAACCUGAUAUUAAACAGCUCACGGGGUACAAAAAGUUCUUCUGCACGCACAACAUGGCCUUCAUGCUAAACAAGCUGCUCAUUAGCUACAUGACUUUGAUUUUGAUCUACGGGAUGACUUGCGUGUACUCUCUCUUCUGGGUGUUUCGACGACCCCUGAAAGAGUACUCAUUCGAGAAGGUCCGGGAAGAGAGCAGCUUUAGUGACAUUCCUGAUGUCAAAAAUGACUUUGCAUUCCUCUUACACAUGGUUGACCAAUACGACCAACUCUACUCCAAGCGCUUUGGUGUCUUCUUGUCCGAGGUCAGUGAAAACAAGCUGAGGGAGAUCAGUCUCAACCACGAGUGGACCUUUGAAAAACUAAGGCAGCUGGUGACCCGUAAUGCUCAGGACCAGCAAGAGCUUCACCUUUUCAUGCUCUCUGGUCUCCCGAAUGCAGUGUUUGACCUCACGGAUUUGGAAGUGCUGAAACUGGAGCUGAUUCCCGAAGUGAGGUUCUCUGCAAAGGUCUCCCAAAUGACCAGCCUGCAGGAGCUGCAUCUCUGCCACUGUCCGGCCAAAGUAGAGCAGACAGGCUUUGCUUUCCUGCGGGACCAUCUCCGCUGCCUUCAUGUCAAGUUCACUGACGUCGCCGAGAUCCCAACGUGGGUGUAUUUGCUGAGGAGUUUGAGGGAGCUUAACUUAAUCGGCAACUUGAGCUCAGAAAAUAACAAAAUGAUCGGUCUAGAGUCCAUGCGAGAUUUGAGGCAUUUAAAGACGUUAUGCUUGAAGAGCAACCUUACAAAAAUGCCCACCAACAUCACAGAGCUAUCGCCACAUUUGAUUAAGUUAGUGGUGCACAAUGAUGGUACAAAACUUAUGGUACUAAAUAGUCUGAAAAAAAUGACAAAUCUUAUUGAACUGGAGCUGCACAGUUGCGAACUGGAGAGGAUUCCCCACGCCAUUUUCAGCUUGACCAACUUACAGGAACUUGACCUGAAAUCUAACAACAUCCGAACCAUAGAGGAGAUCAUCAGCUUCCAGCACCUCAAGAGGCUGACGUGCCUAAAACUGUGGCACAACAAAAUUAUCACCAUACCAUCUUCCAUCGGCCAGGUCAAGUCUCUGGAGUCUCUCCACCUCUCUCACAAUAAACUUGAGACCCUGCCUCCAGCCUUGUUCACACUGCCUAAACUGAGGUACUUGGACGUGGGCCACAACUCCAUCACAGUGCUCCCUCCAGAUGUGGGUCUCCUGCACAACCUCCAGCACUUAGCCAUCAACUCUAACAAGCUGGAGGUGCUGCCCAAGCCUCUCUUCAGAUGCACCAAGCUCAAGGUACUGUGUCUGGGCAACAAUGCGCUCACCACGAUGCCAGAGGCUCUGGGUCAACUGGUCCAGCUCACUCAGCUGGAGCUGAAAGGAAACUGCCUGGACAGACUGCCCGCCCAGCUAGGAAACUGCCGCCUGCUGCGCAAGAACGGCCUGGUGGUAGAAGACCAUCUCUUUGAUGCACUGCCUGUGGAAGUUAAGGAGAGCAUAAGCCAAGAGAACAACGCGCCCUUUACGAGUGGCUUAUAGCACAAAAACCACAACUCAGAUAGGCUGACACCUCUGGUGGUUCGUAACAAGCCUGUGUAAUGGAUGUAAGAGUAGACUUUUUAUUGUAAUAUCCACAAAAAAUGAAUGCAUUUUCUUGAUUAUUUUAAUGGGCUGUCUUAGCUGCUUAUGUAACUAUACAUGGUACAGAUUGCUUUUCUUGUUGCUGAGUAUGUAUACAAUUCAGCAACGUUUUGGGAUUUAGCUUUUUCACAGCUUUGAGUAAUAAAACAUUAGAAAUUUAGCUUCUCUAUGUUAUACUCUAUAGACCAAAACAAUUUCCUUCAAUGACACAGUAUGUAGUUUUGUCAUUACUGUUUUUAGGUACUCAGGUAUAAUUGUAACCAUGGGGAACAAUCUUUUUGCCUUAACUGCUGCUAUUUUUUUACAGUGAGGGCUUUCACGAACAAAAGGCCAAAAAUGAAUAUUUCACGUUUUCACGUAAGUUUUUCAUACAGACACUGUCCAGAGAGCAAUUUGUAUGUGUUAUGGAAGAGGACACAUUGCAGCUCUUCUUUCUUGGUAGUUUUUAACUUUUGUUGAAAUUAUUUAACCUUUAUUUUCCUUGAUGUCUUGUAGCCGACAGAAUGAGUUUAGAGUUGUACAACUCAGGUGGAGACUAAGCACCAGAAAUGAACCUUUACCUUACUGUUGUAGAGAUUGUAUACUAAGGCCUAUAGUAAUUCAUUUGCACAUGCACAAACUUAAUGAUUUAAAGAUUGGUGAAUAUCCUUUGUGAUAACAAGUCAUAAGAACAACGUGAGCCGAUAAAAGGGAAAACUAUUGACUUAUCUUUUUUUAAUCAUGCUUUAAAAUUUGAAAUGUGUAAUAAAUCUGGUCACAGGUAGGACUGAUUAUUCUACAUGUCAGAACUGUGUAAUGACGACAAACAUGUCUGCCUUCAUUCUUCUCAAUGUAUUCCCAUGUAGGCCUAUAUAUUAUAUAUAUAUAUAUAUAUGUGUCGUGUGUGUGUAUGUGUGCUCUUCAGAGCUGCUGUAACAUCUCGGUGAUCCUACGCUCAAAGUUCACAGCUUUAUGGCACAAUAAAACAAGGUUUUAGAU